UUUGACAUUUAUCAUUUAACUCGUAGAAAACAAUUUACUUUAAUUUUUUAUUAUUUAACUUAAUAUAAUUAAGAACGAGAAAGUGAGAUAUCCAGUUCAAAGGAAAACUUACUAUUUGUAAUUUUUGUGUUAUAAUUUAAAAUAAACUAUAAAUGAAUAAUUUUGGGGAGCAGCAUUGUAAGCUAUGUCUCGGGCUCAUAAGGGAUGAAUAUUUUGAAGAAGUAAAAGACAUGAACCCCAGUGUAGUCGAAGAUCCCGAUCUUUGUAGACAAUGUACUGGUUCUCGUGGUACCCACAGCAGUUUUAUAAAGAACCAUUUAGAGGUAGAGCAAACAGUUGGCAGUUAUAAAGCUGUCUCUGAGGGUCAGCCUCAGAUAACUCCAUCAAUAGAUUUAUACAUAAAAACUGAGGAGAAUGAAAUAAAAUCUGAACGAAGGGAGCAGCAUUGUAAGCUAUGUCUCGGGAUCAUAAGGGAUGAACAUUUUGAAGAAGGAACAGACAUGAACCCCAGUGUAGUCGAAGAUCCCGAUCUUUGUAGACAAUGUACUGGUUCUCAUGGUACUCGCAGCAGUUUUAUAAAGAACCAUUUAGAGGUAGAGGAAAAAGUCGACAGUUAUAAAGCUAUCUCUGAGGGUCAGCCUCAGAUAACUCCAUCAAUAUACAUAAAAACUGAGAUUGAAAUAAAAUCUGAACGAAUGGAGCAGGAAGAAGAAUUGCUUGAAGUUUAUCCUACCAUACCGAUAUGUGAAGAUGUGAAAUUGAAUAAAAUCGAGCUUGAGGAAAUAAAAUUGGAAGAUGAGAGUAGUGGACCUUGGAAUAUUUCAUCCCAAAAAUUAGAACUUGAAGAAAUCCCUGAAACAACAGAAAACCAGCGAGUGCCUGCGAAACGCUUAAAGAAACUCGGGCGGAAAAUAAUUUUAAAGAACACGGGCAUGCACUUAGAAGCUCGACUGUACAUGUGUGAUUUGUGUGAUUAUAAGUCUAAAUAUAAAAACAAUCUUAAGCUCCACCAGAUGAAACAUGCAGAUCCUUCAAAAGCGGAAAUGUACAAGUGUGACUUGUGUGACUUUACUACCAUAAAUAAGUACAGACUUAGGCCCCACCAAUUGAAACAUGCGGAUCCUUCGGAAGUGCGUAUGUACAAAUGUUAUUUGUGUAAUUUCAAAAGCAAAUAUAGGACCAGCCUUAGGUCGCACCAGUUAAGCCACGCAGACUCCUCAGUAGUGCAAAUGUACACGUGUGAUUUGUGUGAUUUUACAACCAAAUAUAAGUAUAAACUUAAACCACACCAGUUGAAACACGCAGACCCUUUAAAAUUGCCAAUGUACAAGUGUGAUUUGUGUGAUUUUGAGUCCAAUUAUAAGGAUACUAUUUCUCGUCAUCAGUUGAAGCAUGCCAACCCUUCAGAAGUGCAAAUGUACACAUGCAAUUUGUGCGAUUUUAAGUCCAAGUAUAAGAACACUAUUUCCCGCCACCAGUUGAAACAUGCGGACCCUUUAAAAGUGAAAAUGUACAAAUGUAAUUUGUGUGAUUUUAAAACUAAAUAUAAGGACAAACUUAGGCCCCAUCAAUUAAAACACAAAGACUCGUCAAAAGUGUCGAUGUACACGUGUGAUUUAUGCGAUUUUAAGACCGUGUAUAAAAGCACUCUUGGCCGUCAUCAGUUGAAACACGCCGAUCCUUCAGAUGUGUGUAUGUACAAGUGCGAUUUGUGUGAUUAUAGGACCAAAUAUAAGAACGGUUUUAAGUCUCACCAGUUGAAACACGCGGACCCUUCAGAAGUGGAAAUGUACAAGUGCGAUUCGUGUGAUUAUAGGACCAAAUAUAAGAACGGUCUUAAGUCUCACCAGUUGAAACACGCAGAUCCUUCAAAAGUGCAAAUGUACACAUGCGAUUUGUGCGAUUUUAAGUCCAAGUAUAAGAACACUAUUUCCCGCCAUCAGUUGAAACACGCGGAUCCUUCGGAAGUGCAUUUGUACAAUUGUGAUUUGUGUGAUUUCGCAACCAAAUAUGAGGACAGUUUUAAGUCUCAUCAGUUUAGACACGCCGACCCUUCAAAAGUGAGGAUAUACAAAUUCGAUUUGUAUGAUUUUGAAAGCAAAUAUAAGAACAAUCUUAAGACAUAUUAGUCGCAACACGCCGACCCUUGAAUAUUGGGAAUGUACUCUUGAGAUACGUGAUUUUAUGACCAAUAUAAGAAACAUCUUAAGAUCCAUUAGUUAAACAUGUGGUCACUACAAAAGUGCGAAUAUGCACAUGCGAUUUGUGUGAUUUUUAAUCAAAAUAUAAGGAUAUAAGAUCCACCAGUUGCAACAGCAUACAAAUAUGAAUCUACACGGUGAUUAGGGAGAUAAAUAUCUUGGAAAAAUUACCGAAGAUAAUUAAAUUCUGUGGUAGGAACAUAUUUUUAGUGGUUAAUACAUAUAGUGUAAUUUGAGAUUAUUUUUUUUAAUGAAAUAAAUAGGUGAGCUAUAAUUCUUUUUUUAACAAGCACUCUUGUGUAUCCUGCCGUAGGACAGAACUUCGACUGAAGUUGUGUCAGUGUUGCCAGUUACUACUGCUUUUGUUAUUUUAAAGUCAUCUUAUAUUUUAUAUGAAUGUGAAGUCCCGAAUAUUAAAUACAUUUUUAAUGUUUUUAUAAAAUGACUUGCAUAAUUCAUUAAAUAUGUAUUAAUGUGGAUAUGUAUGUAGAUAAGCAUAUGUUAUUAAUUAUAAG
Anoplophora glabripennis (Asian longhorned beetle) is the source of this 2716-nucleotide messenger RNA. Its product is annotated as zinc finger protein 64 homolog, isoforms 3 and 4-like. Gene Ontology annotation, cellular component: nucleus. Gene Ontology annotation, biological process: regulation of transcription by RNA polymerase II. NCBI's taxonomy places the organism in Eukaryota, Metazoa, Arthropoda, Insecta, Coleoptera, Cerambycidae. The record is from RefSeq and is a predicted model, not a curated record. Bases 153 to 2129 code for a protein of 658 amino acids. Gene Ontology annotation, molecular function: RNA polymerase II transcription regulatory region sequence-specific DNA binding; DNA-binding transcription factor activity, RNA polymerase II-specific. The transcript has 4 exons.